This is a messenger RNA of Talaromyces stipitatus ATCC 10500, 1456 nucleotides long. RefSeq names its product aminotransferase, putative. Gene Ontology annotation, molecular function: pyridoxal phosphate binding; catalytic activity. The coding region runs from base 51 to 1289 and encodes 412 amino acids. The record is from RefSeq and is a predicted model, not a curated record. Gene Ontology annotation, biological process: biosynthetic process. The transcript is spliced from 3 exons. NCBI's taxonomy places the organism in Eukaryota, Fungi, Ascomycota, Eurotiomycetes, Eurotiales, Trichocomaceae.
UAUACAAUCGGCCUACAUCUAUCUAUCACUUCAUCUAUUAUUAGGUAGCAAUGGUUAAAAUCGAGCCAUUCGCCGUCGAGCAAUGGAUGGACGACCACGAAACCACAGCAACCUACAAUAUAGCCGAAACAUGCUGUGCCUCCAUAUCUCUCGACGAUCUGCAAAACCUCUCUACUCAACAACCAGACCCUAACAAUCAAAACUCCAUCUUCUCCUUCUCCCGGUCCACGAAACUGGCAUACGGCGCAAUCCGUGGCUCUGAACAAUUACGCGGCCAUCUCUCGAGACUGUAUUCAAUCAAGACAUCUACACCAUUACCGGCGGAUAAUGUUCUGAUUACUUCCGGCGCAAUCCAAGGAAAUUUCUUGCUACAUCAUGCGCUCGUGGGGCCGGGGGAUCAUGUCAUCGUGCAUUAUCCGACGUAUCAGCAAUUAUAUUCCGUGGUAGAGGCGAUUGGGGCGGAGGUUAGUUUGUGGAAGGCCAAAGAAGAUGAUGAGAAUGGAUGGGUAUUGGACACGGAGGAAUUGAAGGGGUUGAUUCGGCCUAACACAAAGUUGAUUGUAUUGAAUAACCCCCAGAAUCCAACCGGCGCAAUAAUACCAAAAUCCAAACUGGAGGAAAUUGUGAAUAUCGCACGAUCCCAAUCAAUCAUCAUCCACGCCGAUGAAGUCUAUAGACCGAUUUUCCACGGCAUAUCCCCCGUUGACGCCGAAUUCCCACCGUCGUUACUCUCACUCGGCUACAAAAACGCCGUCGUGACAGGAUCAAUGUCCAAGGCAUACAGUCUGGCCGGUAUCCGGGUUGGAUGGAUCGCAUCACGGAAUAAAGAGAUUAUCGAUCGAUGCAUGGUAUUUAGGGAUUACACGACUAUAUCGGUCAGCCAGAUUGAUGAUGCCGUUGCAUCAUUCGCGCUGGCACCGCAUACGAUCCACAGUUUAUUGCAUCGGAAUAUCCAACUAGCCAAGACGAAUCUUGCGAUACUCGAGAAAUUCAUUGAAUCGCAUAGAUGGGCAUGUGAUUGGAAGAAACCGCUCGCGGGCACAACGGCGUUUGUCAGGUUCUCCAAGAUGGGACGACCUGUAGACGACGUCGCGUUUUGUACACUCCUCCACGAAAAGACGGGUGUGUUGGUUGUGCCUGGGAGUCGGUGUUUUGGUCGCGAUGGCGAUUUCAAGGGAUACGUUCGCAUUGGGUAUGUGUCGGAAACGGAGGUACUGGAAAAGGGAUUGGAGAAGCUGCGUGAGUUUAUGAAGGGGGAAUAUGUUGAUGAUGUUCCUCUGGCUCGAUAGUCAAGAUUUGUAGAUAUCUCGGGAGUGAACUGUAGACGAAAGAGGAGAACUGAUGUAAUGUAUGUAAUUUUGGUAACUUUGGUAAUAUAUAUACACUUAGCGGUAACGCAUCUGCUGUUCGGUCGGCCGAGGCAAGUCUGAGUCUCCGCAGUUCAUGUACAUUCCAA